Molecule: messenger RNA, 1065 nt
Organism: Schistosoma curassoni
Lineage: Eukaryota; Metazoa; Platyhelminthes; Trematoda; Strigeidida; Schistosomatidae
Source: the annotation of a GenBank genome assembly
AUGAGUGUGGCCAAGAAUUCACUGGAUAACACGGGAAAUUCCAAUGAUGCUAUCGAUUGGGAUGAUAUGGUUUAUCAUCCAGCAUUCGGAGCAGAUAUUGAUCCCAAAGCAGGCUUACAUCCAGCUACUGAAGCUUUGCAAGCACUGAAAUAUGAAUCAGAAGAUCCAGAUGCUAAUGCUCGUAGUUACAAAGAAGAAGGAAAUUAUUAUUAUAAGGGAAAAGACUUUUCUAAAGCGAUAUUGUCUUAUACAGGUGGCCUACGUGCAAAGUCAUCAGAUCGUAAAUUAAAUGCAAUACUAUAUACCAAUAGAGCAGUAUGCCAUUUCUAUCUAAAGAAUUACCGAUCAUGUAUUCGUGAUUGUAAGUCUGCUGUCAGUUUGUCACCGGAUUAUGUUAAAGCUUAUGUAAAAGGAAUUGAGGCUUGCCUAGCACUUUCAAAAAUUGAUGAAGCUUUAGAAUUGUCAUCAACCGGCUUAAAUAUAUUGCCUUCUUCUCCUGAAUUACUUGAAGUACAGUAUAAGGUUCUUAAAAAGCAAAUGGAAUUAGAUAAGGAGGUUGAACAGCGAUCAAAAUUGGAUUGUAGAAAAGAAAAUGAUAUGAAUACUGAAUAUGAGAUUUUAAAGUCACGUGGAAUUAAUGUUAAUCUCAAAUUAAAACCUAUUGAUAUGCCAGAAGUGGGUUGUUCCACAUUUUAUGUGGAUUCAUUGGGUAAAUUUCACUGGCCUAUUCUUUUUAUGUAUCCUGAAUUCGGACAAACUGAUUUCCUCCGUGAUGUAAUUGAAUCAAGCAUGAUCAUUGAUUGUUUAAAGUUAGUUUUUGAUGUGAAUCAGCCUCCUCCACCGUGGGAUCCGAAGCGCCUAUACUCCCUUGAAGAUGAUGCUAUAGAGGUUUAUUUUGAACAUGAUAUAAUGAAAAAGUUUAUUCUUUGUUCACCGCAAUGUACAAUCAAAAAACUAACUAAACAAAAUGGAUUUAGUGUUGGCAGAGAUCUACUCAUUAUUUUACAUGUGAUAUCUAAACGAUCAACACAUUUCUAUAGUAGUUGGAAAGACGAGAAAAUUUAA